AUGCCGUCCAGUGAAUUCGGCGAGAAUCUGGGUUGUUCCAUAAGAAGGCAUUGCAGAGCCGACCCAUCGCUACUAGCACUGCCCCUGGGGGUUGCAGAGCCUGAAGCCAAUACAAUGUUAGUGGAGCAUCGGGAGUUCAAGUGCUUUUCAGUUCCGCGGGGCUGUCCUAAGAUCACUCAUCUCAGUUAUGCAGAUGACGUCCUGGUUUUUUCAGGUUCUUCAUCCUCUUCGCUGAGAUGUGUUAUGCAGAUUAUUGAGAACUAUGGAGCAGUUUCGGGGCAGGAGAUUAAUGUUCAGAAGUGCGGGUUCAUGGUGCAUGCUAAAUUGCCUAGUCACUGUGUGGCAAGGGUUCGACGGGUAACUGGGUUUGGUCUUAAGUCGUUUCCCGUGCGUUACUUGGGUUGUCCGCUUUUUGUGGGGCGCCGAAAGUGCCUAUAUUUCAUGGAGCUGGUACAGUCAGUUAUUUCUAAAGUUUCAUCAUGGAGGUCCAGCUUUCUAUCCCAUGGGGGUCGGAUUGUACUCAUCAAACACGUGCUUUCAGCAAUCCCAACUCAUUUAUUGGCAGAUUCAUGUCCUCCGAAGGGAGUUCUAGCCUUAGUUGAACGGGCUAUGGCAAAUUUUCUCUGGGGGGAACGGGAAGGUGGCCUCCGACAUCAUUGGAUUAAGUGGGCAGACCUGUGUGCCGACUCGUCACAGGGCGGGGUUGGUGUUCGAUCGCUACUGGAUGUUCAUACAGCAUUCUCGCUCAAAUUGUGGUAG
This is a messenger RNA of Coffea arabica (coffee), 759 nucleotides long. The record is from RefSeq and is a predicted model, not a curated record. NCBI's taxonomy places the organism in Eukaryota, Viridiplantae, Streptophyta, Magnoliopsida, Gentianales, Rubiaceae.